Molecule: messenger RNA, 1481 nt
Organism: Corvus hawaiiensis (hawaiian crow)
Lineage: Eukaryota; Metazoa; Chordata; Aves; Passeriformes; Corvidae
Product: carbonic anhydrase 15-like
Exons: 8
Coding region: 259-1239 (326 amino acids)
Cellular component (GO): plasma membrane
Molecular function (GO): zinc ion binding; carbonate dehydratase activity
Source: RefSeq, a predicted model, not a curated record
CACGGCGGGCAGGGACCCGGUGGGUGCGGGGGGCUGGCCGGGGGCCGGGCUCUCCCUGCUCCCUCCUAGCAGCCGAGGAGUUAAAAACUCAGCCCGGGUGAUGAAUAUGUAAGAGCAGAGCCCAGGCUGUAGCCGAGCAUCUCCCGGGCUGCGGGCGCUGCCAGCGCUGCCGCCCGCCCCAGCCCAGCACCGGGCGCACUGCGGAGGGACGGGACGGGACGGGGCGGUGCGGGGAUCCCCCCGCUGCCCCCCGCCGCCAUGGGCCCCACCGGGCUCGGCAUAACUUUCCUGACACUGCCCCUCGUCGUGCGAGCGGCCGCGGGAGGGCAGUGGUGUUACGACUCACAGGACCUCCAAUGCGGGCCCAGCCACUGGAAGGAGCUGAAAGCCACAUGCGGUGGCGACAAGCAGUCCCCUGUGAACAUCGACAGGCGCCGGCUGCAGCGGGAUGGUGGCCUCGGUGACAUCCUCUUUGAGGGCUACGACCAGGCUCCCCCUGGCAAGUGGAGGCUGACGAACAAUGGGCACACAGUGAUGCUGAGCCUGGCGAGUGAAUCGGCCUCUGAGCAUGUCACCAUCAGCGGCGGGGGCCUCCCCGGCAGGUACCGUGCGAUCCAGCUCCACUUCCACUGGGGCAGCCCAGCCGGGAAUGGUUCUGAGCACACCCUUGACGGGCGCCAGCUUCCCAUGGAGAUGCACGUCGUCCACAUGAAUGUCAAGUACCAGACACUGGCAGAGGCCAAGGGGCAUCCCAAUGGGCUGGCUGUCCUUGGCUUCUUCUUCCAGGUCUCUGAAACCACUAACACCAACUAUAACACCAUCGUGGCGGGGCUCAGGAAUGUCUCCCACGCUGGGGACUCUGUGGAUUUGGCCUCCACCUUCCGCCUGAGCACGCUGCUGCCACGUGCCGGCCGGCUCUCCGGCUACUACCGCUACCAGGGCUCCCUCACCACCCCCGACUGCAGCGAGGCCGUCGUCUGGACUGUUUUCGAGGAGCCAGUGGAAAUUGGCCAGGAGCAGCUGAAAGCAUUCGUCAGCACUCUCCACUUCCCACUCGAGGGAUCCAUGCUCCUAAAGAUGAUCAACAACUUCCGCCCGCCGCAGCCCCUCCGCAGCCGGAAGAUCUUUGCCUCCCGGGGGGCCACAGCCAGAGGCGGGUCCCUGCACGGGGGCCACCACCAGCUCCUCUCGCCUCUGCUCCUCCUGGCCUUGCUCAGCCUCUUCUUGCCAGCCCCGUAGGGUCUGGCCCUGCUGCAGGGGAGAUGGAGGCGACGCAUCUUGUUCAUGGGAAAUGGGAAAACACAAAAAAAAAAAGCACGUUGAAACCUUGGCUGGGCGAAGAUUUUGUGAACCUGCAUCUCUGCAGAGGUGAAUCUCUGCAAGCCUGGAGCUACCCUGGGAUGCCCCUGUAGAUGGGCAGUGGGAGCUGCUGCGAGGGGGAUGCUGUAGAGGCUGGAAUAAAGCCAAGGUCCUUGCCAGUG